CACCGUGAACGCACCACAGAGGCAGACAAGCAGGAAGAAGACGAAGGACGAGGACGAACAACGAAAAAACUGCAGCAAAGACUUAAAAUAAGACUUAAAAUAAUUGUUUUACGAGAUUUAAACACUUAAAAAUGUGGUUCGUAAAGACUGGUGUCGUCUUCGUGUAUUUCUGCGGAGUGUUCGUCCUUCAGGCGGCAGUUUCUACAGAAAACAGCGAUAUUCACUCCCUCACCUACAUCUACACGGCCUUCUCCCACAAACCCUCGCUGCCCGGCUUCCACCAGUUCACAGCUGAGGGUCGACUGGACGGUGUCAUCAUCGACUACUUUGACAGCGACGGACUUGAGAAGAUUCCCAAUCAGCCGUGGAUGAAGGAAAAUCUUCCGAAGUCGUACUGGUCCAGAGGAACAGAGACUCGCAAAAGCAAGCAGCAGUGGUUCGAUGUCAACAUCGGAAUCCUAAUGGAGCGCCUGAGACAGAAUAAUUCUGACCUCCACACCCUUCAGUGGAUGCACGGCUGCAAGGCCAAGAGGCUGGACGACGGCCAGCUGUCCUUCAGCCGCGCCCUCGACAUGUACAGCUAUGACGGGAAUGACUUCCUGUCCUUCGACGACGUCCAUGAUGCCUGGUAUUCCUCUAACUCUGCUGCAACAGAGACCAUUAGGAAGUGGGAUCAAGUUAGCACUCUGAAGGUUUACACCAGAAGCUACCUGGAGUCGGACUGCUUGAGGUGGAUGAAGGAUUUCUUGGGUUACAGAGAAAAGUUUCUUAAUGUGACUGCUCCUCCAGAGGUGGUCAUAUAUGCGGCCAGGUCCCACGUCGAGUCAAGCGUGCGCCUGACGUGCUUCGCCACCGGGUUCCACCUCAAAGACAUCGAGCUGCGGAUGAGGCGGAACGGCGAAAUCAUCGACAGGUCGAUGGGACUCACAAGCUCUGGAGUUCGACCGAAUCAUGACAACACGUACCAGAGGAAGGACUCUGUGGAGAUCUUCAAGAGCGACAAGUCUCAGUUCACGUGUGAGGUCGUCCACGCGCCCUCACGUUUACACGUCACAGAGGUUUGGGAUCGCACACUUCCUUCCGUGUCUUCAAAUGUCCCGAUCAUUGCUGGGGGGUUGAUCGGCUUCUUGGUUGUGAUGGUUGUGCCUUUCGUGUUGCUUCUCUUGUUCAAGAAAAAGAUCAUCGGUCUUCCCUUCAAAAGUGGAACCAACAAUGGUUCAAAUCCCUCCCUGGGCAGCUCACAGAGCUCUGGCUCUCAUAAAUUGGCUGACGGCAACCCUGUCGAGAAAGACUCUCUGAUAACACCACCGAUGGAAGAAGGAGCAAAGACGUCCCUGAACGGCUCGGACUCUGGCGUCUCCGUCUGAAGCAAAAGAUCUAAAUGAUCUAUGAGAGUGGGAGGCCGUUGACAUCCAAACAGCAGCUGUGGGAUGUUAUUCUGACACCCUGCAAAGAAAAUCAAGGAUAAAGUCUGCAAAACCUCACAAGUUCAAAGGAUGAAAGAAUGGUGAAUCUGCUGUAAAUCAGGUUUCCUAUGUUAAAAUGAUGUUUUUUAUUUCAGUAAACACGACCUCCUGAUGCUGCAAAUUCAACAAAUUAUAAAAUGUUUCGAAACUCUUUCUCUGUUCAUAAUAGUUUGGAACAGUGCAGCGCACACGUUUUUUAUUUUUGAAAAAAAUAAUGUUAUCAUUGGGAGGUUUGUUCAAUUACAUUCAAAUUAUAUUCUCAAUACUGGAAAUUAUGCCGACUGUCAUUUGCAUCAGCUAUUUAGGAAAAUCAGAGAAAAAUGUAAUUUGUGUAAUAAUUUGGAAUGAGGUGUGAAGACUGUAAAUAUACAAGAUUAUAAAGAUAUAUAAACCCUAAAUAUCUAGGUAUACAUAUACAAAUAUAGUAAGUACUAAAGAUUUAAGUCUAAACAAUAUAAUAAACAGCAGCAAGUAACAACAACAAGGACAGUGAGUUGUCGAUGAUAGCAGUAAAAACACAGUGUGUCUGUGGUGAUGAUUGUAUACACCCGUGUUGUGGUGUUGCUUCUUCUGUCCUACUGUGGAAUCUGAUUUAUGUUAAUAUUUAGGAGUUUCCCAUAUUUCUCAAGGAUUAAAUCCAUAUUUUAUUUGCAAUUUGUUCAUUUUUGAUUUUGCUUGAUUCAUAAAGUGUUUGAAAAUAUUAACACAAAUUUAAUUCAUACUGAACCAAAAAUGAUGUAAAAAAAAAAAAAUCAUUUAAUCUCAGAUUUUAUGCCGUUUUAUUUGUUUCUUUCAAAAAUACUUCCGGUAUAUUAUAGAAACAUUGAGCCAGGUUUUUUCAAUUACAUUUACACGCAGACGUAGAGACAAACAAAGAUUUCAGUUUCUCUUGUAACGAGAUCAAAUUUUCACUUUAUUAAAAUCAGAUUUUUCUUUUUAAUUUCCUAAAUUUAAUUGUACGGAAGAGUGUUAGUGCCACAUGUAAAAAAAAACCCCAGCAUGACUUCUGAGAUUAAAAUUUAAGAUUUCUGUCUUUAAGGUCAGAAUUUAUGCUUUUUUAUUUUCUUUCAAAAAAAUGUUUUACAUGUGGCACUAUUACUCCCAUUUAGGAAAUUAAAAAGAAAAAUCUUAAUUAAUUUUAAUUUUAAUAAAGACAACACAAUCUUAAAUGCAAAUUAAUAAAAAUCAAUUCAGAUUUUUAAUUCUCAGUUGAAUAUUGAAUGAAGGAAUUUCUACAUAAAAUGUUUAUUGAAGUUAAUUUCUUUAUUUUUUUUUAAAUGUGAUACUUCUUGAUAUAUGCACAAAAUCAAAAGUUAUGAAAACAAAAAUGUUUGGAUUAAGAUUAUAAAACAAAUAAAGAAAUCACUCUUUUUCUUUUUAGAUUGUCUUUGUACAUGAAAUGAACAAAUAUUUUUUUGUUUUUGCUAUAUUUGAUUUAAGCACAAAUGUAUGAAAAAAAGUCGUUUUUGUUUGUUCUUUGACUUUUUAUUUUAAGACAAAUAAUGAAUUAAACUUCCUUUUCCAAUGUUAGACUCUCAGAUGGAUACAGAAGGAAUGAAAUAUUCUAGAUUAUGUGUCGUCAGUGUUUUUAAUCUGGAUUUUAUCUCACGUGGGUUUUCAGUAUUUGUAUAUAGUCUUUGUGGAAUGUUUUUUUUUGAACUGUAUUUUCAAUUUGAAUCUAAAGUUGUAUUUUUUCAUCAUAUCUGAAUCAUUUAUCUCUCUUGUAAAGUCACGAUAAGUAAAAGUGCUUUAUAUAAACUCCUUUAUAGACCCUUA
This is a messenger RNA of Solea senegalensis (Senegalese sole), 3242 nucleotides long. RefSeq names its product H-2 class I histocompatibility antigen, Q10 alpha chain-like. The transcript has 9 exons. Gene Ontology annotation, biological process: immune response. The record is from RefSeq and is a predicted model, not a curated record. Bases 132 to 1367 code for a protein of 411 amino acids. Lineage: Eukaryota; Metazoa; Chordata; Actinopteri; Pleuronectiformes; Soleidae. Gene Ontology annotation, cellular component: external side of plasma membrane.